CUUGUUACGUAACAUUGAUAAGGUCGUUGAGGCUCGAUUAUGUGAGCUACUACGUACGAGGUAGGUGAUAUAUAUGCUGACACCGGCAGAAGGGCCAUCCGAGAAACAAGAUCGUCACCUUCGAGAAGCAACCCCGACAAACAUCAGCAUCUGGCUCUGCUGGUAACCACCGGCCGGAUUCAUCUCCGAGUUUUCGCCGCUCACCGAGAGAGAUGAAACCAUCGCCAUGCUUCCUGUGCCACACAAAUGACAUGGGACAGUCCUACAGAGGGAAUGGGCAGAGGCUCGCAGUAGCAUUUCCAUGAUUUAAGCCGCCACAUCGAACUACCGCCUACGUAGAACAUUACGAAAAGCCUCCGGCUUCUCGAACAGUCUUGCCGAGAUGGCUUCGUUAGAUGAUCUGCUCGAGUCGGCAGUGAACGACGGCACGGCGCCUGGGGUCGUCAUCAUCGCCAAGGAUAAGGAGGGCAAAGUCGAUUACGCGAAGGCGUUUUCGCGCGAGGGCGGCACGCCCUACGCUCUCGACACGGCUAUGGUCAUAUCCUCGAUGACGAAGUUGCCGACGUCAAUUGCUGCCCUGCAGCUCGUCGACCGGGGCCUCGUGGCUCUCGACGAGGAUCUCUCGCCGCUGCUCCCGGCCUUCGCCGAGAAGGGUGUCCUUAUCUCCGUGGCGGACGACGGUACGCCGGCUGUUCGCAAGCGGCGAAAUCCCAUCACUCUGCGCCACCUGAUCACGCACGCCUCUGGUGCUGGCUACCCUUUCCUUGACAAGGCCCGUCUCGGCAAGAUACGGUCAGCGCACGAGCACGACACCCUCGAUGGCACGGUCGAAGAGACGUUCGAUCUGCCCAUGCUCUUCGAGCCUGGCGAAGGGUGGGCGUACGGCACCGGCCUCGACUGGGCCGGCGUGCUCGUCGAGUGGCUGAGCGGUCUCUCCCUCGACGAGUACAUGAAGCGGAAUCUAUGGGAGCCCCUGGGGGUCGGUGGCGACAGUUCCCCUACCUUUUUCCCCGACAAGAAGCCGGCUGCCAGGGUUCCCGUGGCGUUCUGCAGCGAUCCGGAUGGGCCCGCGGUCGAGAAGCCGGGGGCCCCGACGAUCGUCUCCGGGCUGAAGGCGUGCUACGGCGGGCACGGCCUGGCCGCGAGCAUGCGAGCCUGCUUCGAGGCCGCGUACUCGCUCCUCGUAGACGACGGGCGGCUGUUGAGCCGGGAGACGGCCGCGCUGAUGUUCCAACCCCAGCUGUCCCCUGCGAGUCGGCAGAGCCUAGCCGCGUUCAUGGAGAAACCCAAAAUGAAGCUCCUCUUCCCCUCGCCGCUCAUCGACCGCGAUUACGGGCUCGGUGGCCUCCUCAUCGCAGGGGAUGGCCACGAGUACUGGCGAAAGGGGACGCUGAUGUGUGGGGGUGCUGCGAAUCUCAACUGGGUAGGUCAAGUUCAUCGUGCGGUCUAG
Durotheca rogersii is the source of this 1450-nucleotide messenger RNA. Its product is annotated as beta-lactamase/transpeptidase-like protein. The transcript has 2 exons. Lineage: Eukaryota; Fungi; Ascomycota; Sordariomycetes; Xylariales; Xylariaceae. Bases 383 to 1450 code for a protein of 355 amino acids. The record is from RefSeq and is a predicted model, not a curated record.